CCCCUUCCCCAGGAGAAAUCCACCCAUUCCGCCGCCUCCUCGCAGCUCGGAGAAUUUUUUUUUUCGAGAAUUCGAUCGAGAGCGAGCCACGCUUGCGUGCUUUGGAAGAAAAUCAUAUAUCAAGCAGCAGCAGCAGCUGUCGGAGAUGUCGCGGUACGUGGAGUUGCUGGACAUGGGGGUGCGCGUCGCGGCGAGGUUCCACUCCCACUGCCCGCAGACGGCGCGCAUGUACUACAAGCCGCCGCAGACGACGACGACGGCCGACGGCCGCCGCCGCCGCGGGGACGGCGCUGCGGGCAAGCAGGCGGCGGCCGGCUUCGACGCGGUCUCGUCCGCCACGGCGGCGCGCCCGUUCGCGGCGGCGGGAGAGGAACUCGGCGGCUUCCGCGCCACCGCGCCGUCGGGGUUUGACUUCGAGUUCGACACCGCGCAGGCCGUCGUCUACGACGUCGUCGCGUGAGCUAGGAGGAAUCGAUCGAUCGACCUUAGCUUCUGCUCGGAGAGGAUUGUUUUUUUUCUCCGGGAACAAUUUUUGACACAAGAGGGGAAUUUGAUUCCGUGAAGUGUAUAUAUGUACACUCCAUUCUUUUAUUUGAUUGAGAUUUGAUAGCUGAAAUUAAUGAAAGAAACAUUAUUUGGUUCA
This is a messenger RNA of Oryza sativa Japonica Group (Japanese rice), 643 nucleotides long. RefSeq lists its product as uncharacterized. NCBI's taxonomy places the organism in Eukaryota, Viridiplantae, Streptophyta, Magnoliopsida, Poales, Poaceae. The record is from RefSeq and is a predicted model, not a curated record.